Peronospora matthiolae is the source of this 1833-nucleotide messenger RNA. NCBI's taxonomy places the organism in Eukaryota, Oomycota, Peronosporomycetes, Peronosporales, Peronosporaceae. The record is from the annotation of a GenBank genome assembly.
AUGCCACGACCGCCCGCAGACGCAAGUUCCGUGGCUGUGAGUGGCCAGCAAGUUGCAGCAACUCCGACUCUAGCCACUUCGCAGCCACCGCCACCUCCGUCCCGUUUACAGCAAGUGAAAGAGGAGGCCGAGAUGCAGCAACUGCAGCUUCAACAACUCCGCCAGCAACAACAGCAGUACCAGCUUCAACAGCAACAACAGGCACAGAUGCAACAGCAACAGCAACUUCAACAGCAACAGCAACUUCAACAGCAACUUCAACAGCAGCAGCAACAGCAACAACAGCAGCAACAACAGCAGCAGCAACAAUAUUCCCAAGCAACGGGGUCAACUUCAAGCUCAACAGGCCCAGCGCCACCCACAACCCACAACGUUGUUGCCUCUCAACCAGCUGCCAACGCCGCCGCCAACGCCAUCGCCGGCACAGCAGCUACCGGAACUGCCUACGCGUUUCCUCGCAACUCGCCGGAAUUCGCGUGCGAAAACGUCGGCGAGCGCGUGAAAGGCAAGCGCCGCAAGUACUGCCCGCACGAAGUGACGGCGCUCGUCUUGGGCGUGCAGCGCUACGCCGACGACAGCUGCCCAUGGAGCUCGAUCCUGCGCGAUCCGCAUCUCGGCCACUUGUUCCACGGCCGGAGCGGCGUCGACUUGAAGGACAAGUGGCGGACGCUGAUCAAGACGCGGCCGGAGCUCGCGGCGUACACGAAGAACCGCAAGAACCACCGCAAGUACCGCCCGUUCACGGCCACGGAAGAGCGCGCGCUCUUGGACGGCGUGAAGAAGUACAAUGGCCAGCGCAACGUCUGGUCGCUCAUUUUGAUUGACAAGGAGCUCGGCCAGCAGUUCAACGACCGGUCGAAUGUCCAGCUCAAGGAUAAGUUCCGUACCAUGCGGCGGGCAGGCGCGACGUCGUCUUUGUUGACGAGCGAGAGCGGAGCGGCGAGACGGCCGUCACUUGCUGCUGCUGCUACUUCAGGGGACGAGUUGACGUCGCCGUCGGAUGUUGGCGGCGCGUUGGCACUGACAGCGACUGGGGACGCAACGUCGAGGGCCAUGGAGGGCACGUCCAUGUUGGCGCCCGCUGCUGCUGCCACGAGCCGCGCGUUACUUUCCAACGUUACUUCAGCGAGUCAACAGGCGGCGUCGCUAUUGGUGCAAAAUAGCGCUGCGAUGUUUGGCGACCCGAACUUGUACUUGGCCGGGUCGUUCGCGCUGCCGCUGCACAUGUCGCAGGCCAUGACCGUGCCGCCGUCAUUGACGACGACGUCGUCGCGGCAGCAGCAGCAGCAGCCAGCGCAAGUACAAGCGCAAGUACAAGCGCAGACGUAUGCGCAAGCACAGGCGAUUGCCACAGCUCAGGCGCGUGCAGCUCAAGUGCAGCUGGAAGCGCAGAUGCAGCACCUUCGAGCCCAUGGCGGCCAGCAACAUGUGGAUAUCAAGCAGCAGUAUCAGGCGUUGAAUGCGGCGCAUAAUAAUGGCGCGUUUGGUACGGGGAUGCCUGGCUACCACGUCGUGGGGAACCAGCUGGUGCCCCAGCAGGCGCUGUACUACCAAAACGCGCAGCAGGCUCAUCUCCACCAGCAACAGCUACAGCAGCAGAUGCAGCAGCAGCGACAACUUCAGCAACAGCAGCAACAGCUGCAACUGGCUGCUGCGAUUGCUGCUGCGUCUAAUAGUUCCCAUCAGCAGUUGAAAGCACAUGCGACAGAUGCUGGGAAUCAAUCGAGUGAACUGUCACGAGGAGCGUCAGGGAGUCGCGGUCGUGGAUCGGGGGUGCAGGUUGAAACGCCCAGUGACGUUAGCAGUAUGAAGGCAGGGAGACCAGCACCUUGA